Molecule: messenger RNA, 603 nt
Organism: Thrips palmi
Lineage: Eukaryota; Metazoa; Arthropoda; Insecta; Thysanoptera; Thripidae
Exons: 7
Coding region: 103-486 (127 amino acids)
Molecular function (GO): odorant binding
Source: RefSeq, a predicted model, not a curated record
AGAGCAUCACUCCAGUCUUCAGCUGGACAGCCCACGCGACGUCCCCCAGGCCCCGCCGCCGUGCACUCCCAGAUCCCCGAGACCACGAGCUCCGCGGUCGCAAUGAGGGCCCUCAGCAUGGUGGUGUGCGCGCUGCUCGCCCUGCAGGUUGAGAGGUGCCAUUCUUCCGCCUCCGAGGAGGCUAUCCAGAAGGUAAAAAAGUGCGCCGAAGAGCAAAAUAUUAAAGCAGAUGAUAUCAGGCCCUUUUUUGAAGAGAAGGAAAUUUCCAAAAAUGCCAAAUGCUUCUUUAAAUGCAUGAUGACGACCUUCAACUUGCUCAGGGAAGAUGGCACCAUCUAUGCCGAGCCAGCAAUCAUGGAGUGCCUCAAGGACGAAAAGAACGACGACCUGUGUGAGGUGGCGUUCCAUUACGAAGCCUGCUUGGUCAAGACAGACAAAGACGAGUCAUUCAAGAGGGAACUGAUGUCCAUUUUGGAGAUGAUUUAGAAACCUGAAAAUGCAGAUUGCCUUCGAAGACAAGCGCCAAUCAAGUCCUCAUGCCCUACAGCCACCUCCACCUCCGCGGCCGUGCAUUAUAAUAAACUAUUGUCUGAACCCCCAAAA